Messenger RNA from Papaver somniferum (opium poppy), 1221 nucleotides. Its product is annotated as serine racemase. Gene Ontology annotation, molecular function: serine racemase activity; ATP binding; D-serine ammonia-lyase activity. Gene Ontology annotation, biological process: L-serine metabolic process; pyruvate biosynthetic process; D-serine biosynthetic process. The transcript has 7 exons. Bases 148 to 1149 code for a protein of 333 amino acids. The record is from RefSeq and is a predicted model, not a curated record. NCBI's taxonomy places the organism in Eukaryota, Viridiplantae, Streptophyta, Magnoliopsida, Ranunculales, Papaveraceae.
AGGAUUCCAAAAGAAAAAGAAAAGAGGGUGCUCCACCAAACACGUAAGAACACCAGUGUAGUCCUUGUUACUCUCCGUAGAAACUCCAAGAUUCCUUCCAUUGGGUAGCGGCACUGACUUGAGAUUACUUUCAACUCCGAGCUUACAAUGGAAGUAACAAAUAAGUUAGAGAGUGGUAACUAUGCCGCUGAUAUAUCAUCGAUAAAAGAAGCUCAACAACGGAUCAACCCUUUUAUACAUAAAACUUCAGUUCUCUCUUCCGAUACUUUAAAUUCAAUCUCCGGAAGGAAACUAUUUUUCAAAUGUGAAUGUUUUCAGAAGGGCGGAGCUUUUAAAUUCAGAGGUGCCUGCAAUGCUAUAUUUUCACUCAAGGAUGAGCAAGCAGCUAAUGGGGUGGUAACACACAGCAGUGGAAACCAUGCUGCUGCAGUGUCUUUGGCUGCAAAGUUACGUGGGAUUCCUGCCCAUAUUGUUAUACCAAAAAAUGCUCCAAAAUGUAAGGUUGAGAAUGUCAGGCGUUAUGGUGGGAACGUCAUUUGGAGUGAUGCCACAAUGCAAUCAAGAGAGUCUGUUGCUAAUAACGUCCUGCAAGAAACCGGAGCUGUUCUUGUUCAUCCGUUUAACGAUGGGCGCAUCAUAAGUGGGCAGGGAACGAUAUCAUUGGAGCUGCUGGAGCAGAUCCCUCAGAUUGACACCAUAAUUGUCCCUAUAAGCGGAGGUGGUCUGAUAUCAGGAGUUGCAUUGGCUGCCAAGUCGAUCAACCCUAAGAUUCGGAUUUUGGCUGCUGAACCAAGGGGUGCCAAUGAUGCUGCUCUGUCCAUGGCAGCUGGCGAGAUUGUAACACUUCCUCAGACCAACACCAUUGCCGACGGAUUGCGAGCUUUUCUUGGUGAUCUGACAUGGCCAAUAAUCAGAGAUUUUGUGGAUGAUGUGAUUACGGUGGAGGACAAAGAUAUAAUUGAAGCCAUGAGAAUGUGUUAUGAGAUUCUGAAAGUUGCAGUGGAGCCCAGUGGAGCUAUUGGCCUUGCAGCCGUCCUUUCUGCCACUUUCUUGGAAAAUCCGGCCUGGAAGGACUGCAAUAAUGUAGCGAUUAUACUUUCAGGAGGUAAUGUUGAUCUUGGUGUUCUUUGGGAGUCUUUUAAUAAAUGAAGGUUAAACAAAUGCGACUGUUCUUUUGGAAUCUUUUAAUAAUAAGGGUUAAACAAAUGCUACUUUUCUGAA